Molecule: messenger RNA, 2827 nt
Organism: Neodiprion virginianus
Lineage: Eukaryota; Metazoa; Arthropoda; Insecta; Hymenoptera; Diprionidae
Gene: bdl
Product: protein borderless
Exons: 13
Coding region: 425-2530 (701 amino acids)
Biological process (GO): dendrite self-avoidance; axon guidance; homophilic cell-cell adhesion
Cellular component (GO): axon; plasma membrane
Molecular function (GO): cell-cell adhesion mediator activity
Source: RefSeq, a predicted model, not a curated record
AGACCACUCCGUGAUACCAUCGCUCAGCGAUAACUAAAAUCACGCUUUACUGACCUGCGAGGUUAAAGUUCACCCUACCACAGCCUUCAGCCGCAAGUUUCGCGCGCAAAAAGAAGGCAUAGUCGGUGAUUAUGCAGUUGAUGUAGAUGCAAAACGUCUAGUGCCGAAGGUGCGCGUUCUGGUCCGAUCGCUGAGCAAGCGGGGUUCGAGUUUUCGAUCGGAAAGUAUGAAGUAUUGAGAGGACAGGGAAGGAAGUUUAUCGGCGCGAAUUCUUUGGGCGAUUGAUUGAUCGGUUUCGGUUACCGAUGGUAGAAGGAAGACAAAAUAAUUGACGGAAGUGAUGGUGUAUACAAGUGUGUGAUAACAGUGCUAGGAUUCAUCGCUCGAAGACUAAUCGCCAAGUGUUGUUCACAUUCAAAUCGCGAUGAGAAAUUUACGCACAUUUCUCGUUGCCCUGCUAUUCUGCAAGGCUCAGGGCUAUGCACACCUACUCGAAGAAGAAAAAGAGCCAACAUUCCUGACCGCCACCGUCGGCGGUCACAUCGUUUUCAACUGUGACCUCGACUUUCCGCACGACCUACCAAUCCCCUACAUCUUGCGGUGGAAUCAUGAGGGGGCUUUGGUCUAUUCGUGGUACGACGGUGAGAUAAUCGAGACUGAUGACUACGCCGGGAGAAUUCACCUGAUCGGGGAUGGCGGGGGCAAAGGAUACGGACAAGGGAGUAUCAAUCUGACCAACAUUCGCGAGACGGAUCAAGGAUGGUACGAAUGUCGGGUUAUAUUCCCAAACAGGACGCCGAGCUCCAGAAACAACGGGACGUGGGCUCACCUGACGAUAGAUGUUGGAGCAGACGGUGCCGGGAGUCCGAAUACCUCGAGAGAAGUGCAAAUUGACGAAACGCGUGGGCAUACCGGUGUGCCCCUGCGGCCACCGAUUGUUACAGGAGAAAAUUUGCUGGCUGUACCGCCCAUAAAUCAAACCACAAUGGAAGGUAACACCGCAAACUUCGCCUGCGUCACCAAGAACACGAGUUCGGUGGUCAACUGGUAUCGAGACGGGAUUGCGAUAGCGGAUAUCGAGGAUCUUCGCGAUCGGGCGACCAUUCGCAGCGAUGGGACACUCACUAUCACCUCAGCCGCCAUGAGCGACCUGGGAGAAUACACCUGCACCAUUACCAGCCCGAACAACGAACGGCAGAGCGCCGCUGCCUUCUUAAACGUUCAGUACAAAGCGAAGGUUAUUUACGCUCCGCGAGAAGUUUACCUGCCCUAUGGGAGACCCGGACUUUUGGACUGUCACUUCAGGGCGAAUCCACCAUUGACCAAUCUACGCUGGGACAAGGACGGAUUUCUCUUCGAUCCGUACAACGUUCAAGGGGUGUUUUACAGGCGGAACGGAUCUUUGUACUUCAGCAAAGUCAACGAGACGCAUUCAGGCAGUUACACCUGCACCCCGUUCAACAAUCUUGGAACCGAGGGUCCCAGUCCGCCGAUCAAUGUGAUAGUGCAAAGGCCGCCUGUUUUCACCGUAACUCCGCAGAAUUUUUACAUACAAAAACUGGGCGAGAGUAUUGAGAUACCAUGCGACGCUAGAGACGGUGAUCAGACCCAUCGUCCAACCAUCGUUUGGUUCAAAGACGGGACGCCACUUUCAUCGGAUCGGGUAGCCAUCAACGGAGGAAAUUUGACGAUCGAACGGAUCCAGGAGGAGGAUCGAGGUGUCUACCAAUGCGCGGCCAGCAACGAGGCAGCCACAGUCGUUGCUGAUGCUGAACUCAUGGUUCUGGACGCCCCGCCAAGAGCGCCGUACAAUUUGAGUGCGACAAGCAGCAGGGACACUGUGAUAUUGCGAUGGGUGCCAGGCUUUGUGCGGCCCAAGAUGGAGUACUCGGUUUGGUACAGACCAACCGACACCUCCGAAUGGCGGACGAUGAAAAUUUUGUCCCGAAAGACAACCGAGGCCACUAUCAACAACUUGACCCCUGGUCGUGAGUACGAGUUCAUGGUCCUGAGCAAGUAUAAACACGGGGAUGGAAUGUUCAGCAAAGCUUUACGCAUUUACACCAAACCAAGUGUCAUUGAUGAGAACUCUGCUUCAGAAUUCAGGAGUCCGAAAGAAUCCUCUGAAUACAUGAGCACCCCGCGGAAUUUGAGGGUGCAGCCAGCGGUUGAAGGUUACUUGGUAACCUGGGACCCUCCAGCGCACGGAAGCGAGCUAGUCAGAGUGUACACGGUGAGAUGGUUCCGAGGACCGUUAGAGCAGCUCUAUGGAAUGGCUGAAACCACCGACACGUCCUACUUGGUGAAAACACUCGAGGAGGAGAGCUACUACACUUUCGAAGUCACCGCGAUGUCGCUGUCCGACGAUUUCGCGACAAGCGAUCGUUUCGGCCUAGAAAUUCCGGCCUACAGGAGAAACAGGGCCAUCUCAAUGGGUAUCGUGGCAGGGAUUGGUUUUCUGGCGGCCGCAUUGGCCGCCGUCUGGUGGGCGAGGAAGAAAUUCUGCCGGGGAUUAUCCAACGAGAAAUAACGCUGAUUAUCCUCCACACUCGCGGCGUAAUCGGGUGUCGGAAGAAAAUUGUUACUACGACGUGAACGGAAGUUGAGUCUGGACAGAAAAGCAGUAGGUUAGGUGAAUAGAAAGGGAAAAAGAAAUUGAAAAUUCGAGUUUUACCGCACAGUGUUUGUCAAAUUUUUUAAACAAUUUUUCACGAUUCGAGUCGUUUCCGUUUCCGGAUUAAUCGACUCCUAGAUAACAUGUUUUUAUUCAGUCUAUGUAAUGGACAACGUAUAAAUAAAUGAACAUCGUUAUGUAAUUUAAAAAUCA